AUGGAUAAAGAAGUUAUUGUAAAUCCUCAAAAGUGCCAUUUGGAUGAUUUUUACGAGUAUCAUGUUUAUGAUAACGGUGCUUCAUCAUCUUACUAUGAUGACUAUUAUUAUGGUCCAUGUCCGCUGUUAAUCAUGUAUCGUCACCAAGGAUUUCGCUUUAAUGACGAAAUGCUCGUAAGUGAAUAUAGAAGACAUAGCAGCUAUGAAAGUCAUAAAAGUACAAGCCUAGAAGACAUGGAUCAUCGUCGGAACGAACUACAACAACAGCAGUAUCCACAUCUUGAGCAGAGUAGUACUAGCAAUAGGAGAAGUUUUGACAACAGUUACAAUAAUGAAGGUGUCAAACGUUACUAUCAUACAGGCGGCACCAGGUUACCCUCUACACCGGAUGUUAUUGAUAUUAAAUUGACAAAGGCUGAAUGUGACGUAUAUCCCUAA
Molecule: messenger RNA, 438 nt
Organism: Mycotypha africana
Lineage: Eukaryota; Fungi; Mucoromycota; Mucoromycetes; Mucorales; Mycotyphaceae
Exons: 1
Coding region: 1-438 (145 amino acids)
Source: RefSeq, a predicted model, not a curated record